AUGUUCUCUACCAUCACCUCUGCUCCCGCGAAGCAGUCUGUUAGCGAGACAAUAACCGUUCUCAGCGGACGUCUCAGCUCAGCUACCCUUCUCGAAGACCGCCGCGCUGCUAUUCUUGGCCUACGAAGCUUCGCUAAGGAGUAUCCUGCAUCAGUUGCAUCCGGCGCUCUGAGAAGUCUCAUCGGAAGCUUGUCAAAAGAUGGCGAAGAUGUCGAUACCGUCAAAGUGGUCCUGGAGACUUUGCUAAUGCUUUUCAACCCUAACCAAGAUAGUCCUGAGGCUUCUGAGGAGAUUGCUCUCUGGUUAGCAGACGAGUUCACUCAACGGCAGGAAAACAUAACUUUGCUCUUAGAUUUCCUCGAGACCAACGAGUUCUAUUCGCGCCUAUACUCUUUGCAGCUUCUUCUCGCUAUCCUCUCAGCCCGCACCGAAAGAACCGAAAUAUGCGUAUUUACCGCGCCUCUUGGUAUUUCUAGACUAGUCGCUGUCCUAGACGAUAGGAGGGAGGCUGUUCGGAACGAAGCAUUAACCCUCCUUACCUACCUGACGCCUUCGUCCCCUGAUAUACAGAAGCUCGUGGCUUUCUCAAAUAUAUUCGGCCGGGUUUUUACUAUUAUAGCAGCCGAAGGGUCGCUUUCCGAGGGCGAUAGAAUAGUUGAGGACUGCCUGAUUCUUCUCGCUAACCUUCUACGCUUAAACCCUUCGAAUCAGUCUUUAUUUCGUGAAGAGGCUUAUAUUCCACAGUUAGCAAAGCUUUUAGAGGGCACCUAUCGAACCGGGAAAGAGGGGGAGGAGGAUAUUGCCCAUUGGGCUCAGGAACAGCGGAACAGGAACAUAUAUGCUCUACUCGCAGUCAUCCGCCUCUUCCUCGUGCCUGGUGCUGUAGGAACAUCCCAAAAUCAGGCGGCCUUUUGGCAGCAUGGUGUCCUCUACCACGCCUUACAACUUGCUUUUAGUCAUGAUGCAGAGAUGUCUAUUAGAGCAGAGGCUUUAACUACUUGCGCGGAUAUUAUCAGAGGUAAUUCUAAGUUACAAGAAACGUUCGCACAACUGCAGGUCCCAUCGGUGCUAGAGACGGCACUGCCAACCAACGGACACACUGGGAAAGCAAAUGGUAUUCCGGCCGUCUAUGUGAUCGACGGUCUCCUAGAUCUUACCCUAAGCGUAUCUACAACUCAAGCGUUUGACCUGCGGCUAGCCGCAUGCCAAUGCAUUAAAGCAUAUUUCUUCAACCACCCUGAAGUUCGCCUACAUUUUCUACGCCGGGCAAUCGAGGGUCACGCAUCCGGCGUAGACGAAACAGCUAAUGUCCUAACUACCCUGCUUCGACCGUCUAAUGGUCCAGACUCGGUAGAUCCCUAUCGGCAUUGGUUUGCAGCCGUUAUCACAUUUCACCUGGUCUUCGAAAACGCAGAGGCGAAAGCCCUCGCAAUGUCCGUGACAGAAGGCGAUGCGGAUAGCGGUGAAGAAGUCGUAACAAGCAUUCAAACCAUUGCCGCUCAUCUCGUCAGCGGGCUGGCUAGAUCCGACGACGACCGUAUUUCUGUGGGUUAUUUGAUGUUGUUGAUAGCAUGGCUCUUCGAGGAUCUUGAUGGGGUCAACGACUUCUUAGGUGAGGGCAGCAACAUUCAAGCCUUAGCGCAAGAAGUUGCACGGCAUAAUUCAAGCAGCAUCAUUGUCCAGGGGCUAUGUGCUAUGCUCCUCGGGGUUGUCUACGAGUUCUCUACGAAAGACUCGCCGAUUCCUCGCUCGACUUUGCACUCUGUUCUUACGUCUCGGAUGGGUCGAGAUAGGUUUAUCGAUAUUCUAAAUAAAUUGCGAAGUCACCCUUUCGUGAGGGAUUUCGAGGUCAUCCCACAGAAAGCAGACAACGGGGGUAAUUUACCAGAUGUUUUCUUUGAUACUACUUUUGUGGAUUUCUUCAAGGACAAUUAUAGCCGCAUAAUAAGAGCUAUCGACCGUGACCCAGGCAUGGAGAUUUCAGUAGUAACCAACGGUGUUCAGAAAGGCAUAUCUCGUGAGAUGGUAGACUUACUACGAACACAAGUCGACGAAAAGGAACGAGCGUUACAAGCAGCCCUUGCCGAUAUGGCCUCUCUCAACGGGAAGCUUGGCCAAGAACAAGCUGACCAUCGUCGAACUAAAGAAGACACUGCUGCGGAUUUGGCACGAAUAAAGGGUGUUAAUGAGGCUAUUCAACAAAACCAUGCCGAGGAAAUCAAGAAAAUCGAAGCACAACAGCGAUCAAGAGAUGAGUCCUACCAAAAGCAAAUAGAAGCUGUCCGGAGGGAGGCAGCUAAAGCUGCAGAUACCAUCCAUGCCGAGUAUCGUGAGAAAGAAGCAGAAUUACAAAGACAGCUGGAAUACAUUCGAAAAACGGCUGAUGCCGAGGCGGCACGUAUUCAACGGCGAUCUGAGGCAGAAAUGGCAGACCUUCGAGCUACAAUUAGUCGUCUGGAAGUAGACCUCAUGAAAGCAAAUAAAGCAAAAACCGAAGAACUCCACACCGCCCAAGAAGAAUUUGCUGCCAAGCUGUCAGCUACACAGUCGAAGGCAAAGGCGGCCGAAGAGCGAUGUUCAAAUCUUGAAAAGCAGUUGUCGCAAAAGGGUAAAGAGUUAGAAGAGUCUCGCACGCAGUUAGAAGAAAAAGAGGAGCAGAAAUCGGCGACUCAAACCGAACUUGACGAUCUUCUUAUGGUCUUCGGCGACCUAGAAGAAAAGGUUGAGAAAUAUAAGGUAUGCACGCUUCCCAUGAAUAACCCCAAAUAA
Daldinia childiae is the source of this 2769-nucleotide messenger RNA. RefSeq names its product Intracellular protein transport protein USO1. Gene Ontology annotation, biological process: vesicle fusion with Golgi apparatus; intracellular protein transport; transcytosis. The transcript is spliced from 5 exons. NCBI's taxonomy places the organism in Eukaryota, Fungi, Ascomycota, Sordariomycetes, Xylariales, Hypoxylaceae. The record is from RefSeq and is a predicted model, not a curated record. Bases 1 to 2769 code for a protein of 922 amino acids. Gene Ontology annotation, cellular component: endoplasmic reticulum; cytoplasm; Golgi stack.